GGGAGGACCAAGCUUCGUCGACGUCGACUCCUCGUCCUCCCUCACCUCGCUCGCUUCUCUGCAAUUCUCCGCAGCCCUCCUCUUUCGGUCUUUCCCGCUGGCCUCCUCUUUUCAAAACCCUCGCUAAUCUCGUGCCCCGUCCCACCCACCUCUAGCUUCGAAUCCUAGCGCCUCGCCUCCGCAUUCUAGGGUUUCCCCGCCUCCGGCGCCGGCCAUGGAGGCGGUGGUCGUCGACGCGGGCUCUAAGCUGCUCAAGGCCGGCAUCGCGGCGCCCGACCAGGCACCCCCACUGGUAAUGCCGUCGAAGAUGAAGCUGGAUGUUGAGGACCAGGAGAUGGCUGACGGCGCGGUGGUAGAGGAGGUGGUGCACCCUGUGGUGCGCGGCUUCGUCAAGGACUGGGACGCCAUGGAGGACCUACUCAACUACGUCCUGUACAGGGACAUUGGGUGGGAGAUUGGGGACGAGGGUCAGAUUCUCUUCACCGAACCCCUCUUCACGCCAAAGACUCUUCGGGAGCAAUUGGUGCAGCUUAUGUUUGAAAAGUUCAAUGUUUCAGGCUUUUAUGCCUCUGAACAGGCUGUAUUGUCACUCUAUGCUGUUGGACGCAUUUCAGGAUGUACCGUUGACAUUGGUCACGGGAAAAUAGAUAUUGCUCCAGUUUGUGAAGGAGCUGUUCAACACAUAGCUUCUAAGAGAUUAGAGAUUGGGGGAGUUGACUUGACAAACCUGUUUGCACAAGAACUGAAAAAAUCCAACCCAUCAGUAAACCUUGAUGUUGCUGAUGUUGAGCUGCUGAAAGAGCAGUAUGCGUGUUGCACAGAAGAUUAUUUGACUUUUGAAAGUAUAGAAAGCUCUUGCCAACCAGAAAAGCACACUCUUCCUGAUGGGCAGGUUAUAACAAUUGAAAAAGAGGGGUACAUUGUUGGUGAAGCUUUAUUUCAACCACGUAUAUUGGGCUUGGAAGAUUAUGGUAUCGUUCACCAGCUAGUUACUAGUGUCUCAAAUGUUUCAUCAGAGUACCAUCGUCAGCUGCUUGAAAAUACCAUGUUAUGUGGUGGCACCUCAUCAAUGACUGGCUUUGAGGACAGGUUCCAGAGAGAAGCAAAUCUGUCUGCUUCAGCAAUCUGUCCAUCACUUGUGAAGCCUCCUGAAUACAUGCCCGAGAACCUAGCAAGGUACUCGGCCUGGCUGGGUGGUGCGAUAUUGGCUAAGGUCGUUUUCCCUCAAAACCAGCAUGUGACCAAGGGCGAGUAUGAUGAGACGGGGCCGUCCAUUGUGCACAAGAAGUGCUUUUAGAGACAAAUGCCUUGAACUAGCACGGUUGGUGCACCAUUUGCUGCUGUUCAUGUCGCAGGUGUCCUCGUACCUGAACGUUGCGGCCUUGCGGGUGCUGAUGCAGCGAUGCUUGUGUCUACACCUUACUCCAGCCACAGUUCAUACCUGACGGUUGCUAAGUGUUGAUGCAUCUAGCUAGCUCGGUUAGGAUGGAUUGGCCCUUAGGUUUAUUUAGAGUGGAAUGGAGUGUAGCCUCGGCAUGUAUUCCUUAGGAGUUUUAGCCAAUUGCUCAUUUGUACCUGUAGUACCAGAGAAUUUCCUGAGUUGAGAUUUCCUUUUAAAUUUACAUUAUGAUCC
Zea mays is the source of this 1633-nucleotide messenger RNA. Its product is annotated as ATARP7. The coding region runs from base 215 to 1297 and encodes 360 amino acids. Lineage: Eukaryota; Viridiplantae; Streptophyta; Magnoliopsida; Poales; Poaceae. The transcript is spliced from 7 exons. The record is from RefSeq and is marked provisional.